AUGGCAACAGCAACAGCACAUUGUCCGGCAACUCGUCCAUCUUCAAGUGUCCCAUUUCCGCGUCGUGAAUGGAGUUCAGCAACGUUCGGCGUUCCUCAGCUCAACUGUCCCGGGGUGACGGUAAACGAGAUUACCUGGGGGUGCAAGAAGGCUACCGUGGCACUCAUCAGCAUUGUCGAUGGCCAGUCAACUUGGCGGGCGGCUGUUGAGCCGCCAACCCUCGUCCUAUUGGCACUGUGCGACUCCGCCCUCCUCAUGAACGAUAACGCGCGGUGCCCAAACCCUUUGCGUCCACGACCCAGGACACACGAGGCGUGGUACAACGAACGGCUCUUGGAUAUUGACAAACUGUAUGAGGCUGCCAAAGACCUCAUACCCGCGCCUGCUCUGCCGUCACUGGAUCUCUUCAAGUCCACAGCCUUGAAUGCCCUCCACAUCGGCUGGUUCCCUGGUGUCGACGCGUACGAGUUCUUGCCUGCCGCCAUCCAACCCAUCUUCCCGCGCUCGACAUUUGCUUCCUACGCUCCUGGCCCCUCCGACGCGGCAGCGUACGGCUUCUCGAUAUGGGAGGGCUCUGUCGACCCGUCGACCGAGGAGGACCUUGUGGAGCAGGCUGCCCGCCUCGCUAAAGAGCAUGGUUUUUCCGGCCAACGCAGAGCCGCCGCCCCAGUGUCCCUCUUGCAUGGUCUACCACCGAUCCGUCCGCCCUCCCCGCCGGCCCAGCUGCGUGGGUACCGACGUGUUGUGUAA
This is a messenger RNA of Apiotrichum porosum, 750 nucleotides long. RefSeq lists its product as uncharacterized. The record is from RefSeq and is a predicted model, not a curated record. NCBI's taxonomy places the organism in Eukaryota, Fungi, Basidiomycota, Tremellomycetes, Trichosporonales, Trichosporonaceae. The transcript is spliced from 3 exons. The coding region runs from base 1 to 750 and encodes 249 amino acids.